Messenger RNA from Rhizophagus irregularis DAOM 181602=DAOM 197198, 1413 nucleotides. RefSeq lists its product as uncharacterized. The record is from RefSeq and is a predicted model, not a curated record. Lineage: Eukaryota; Fungi; Glomeromycota; Glomeromycetes; Glomerales; Glomeraceae.
AAAAAAUCUUAAACCAGAGCCGCGGCCCGCGAUGAACGUAUCAAAUCAAAGUAUACAGUAUAUAUGAUAUCAUAUGAUGAAUCUUUGUUUAACUGAUUUUGAUGAGUAUUUGACUCGAUAUGAUUUAAUAAUCAAAUUAAUCAAGAAAUGAUACGAAAAAAUUUUUUCAUCUCCCUUUUCUAAAAAAAAAAAAGUUCAUCUCAAAAAAUGUUCACAAAACCAAACAAAAAAAAUGUCCAGCAGUAUGAAGAUAAUUAUAAGAAAGCAUUUUUUACCUUUUUUAAAUUUUUAACUGGUGAAGCUAAAGUUGAUGAAGCAAAAAGAAAGUUCAUUCUUGAAUGUUUUGAAAGAUUUAAAGACGCUGAAGAAUACGAGUCAACAAAGGAUUUUGUCCUUGAAGUUUUUGAAGAAAUUGGAUUCGAACCUUUUCAAGAAAAGAAUCAAAUAGAAAUGCUCAACAAAGAAAAAGAGACGGAGAAAGAAAGUACUAUCAUCGUCGCCGAAUCUUCUGAUAUCAAGAUCAAUACCUCCUCGGAAAUUUCCGUUCCAAUGAAGAUUGAUCUCCAACAAAUGUACUUACUUCAAUUAUUUCAACGUUCUUUAGCCCUUAAUAUUUCUAUUGGAACCUCAAACAAACGCAUCCUUGGAUUCAAAAUUCCAUUCUUAAAUGAUUACGCAUUCUUUGUUAAAACUUUAUGUUUAGGUACGAUGAUGGUAAAAUAUAAGAGAGAUGGAAAAAACAGUACUCCUGAAAUUAUUCAAUUAGAUAGAUUUCCAAUGGGGUGGAAGAUUGACCAUGAGAAAAAGCCCCUUGAUGGUAUCACAAUCUUUGACUUUUAUCAAAGCGAUUUUAAAAAGAAAAGAUAUUUCAUGGAAAAGAGGAUCAUGAAGGAGAUCAAACCAAUUUUAUUUGGCACAAAAAAGGGUAUUAUUUAAGGAAUAAAUCAAAAAGGAAAGUUUAGACAGAUAUUAAACCAUUUAUAAUCAAUAAAAUUUUUCUCCUUUCAAUCAUAAAUAUAUUUUGCCUUAUUGUCAUUACUCAUUAGAUGACUCUCCAUUAUUCAGUUGCAUAUUAUAUAGGUAAUAAUGAUGAUAAUCGCCAAGAUAAUCCUUAAUAAAUUUCAUUGAAUGGACGAAUUUAUUUUCAUUCAUAUUCUCAUGUGCGAAAAUUAAGAAAUAGGAUAAAUUUAUAAUUGGCGUCUAUUGAUUUCAUUGAUAUCGAAACAGUUUAAUUUACAUAAACAAAACCAACCUUUUACCACAGAUUAUCUAUUCAGAUUAAAUAAAAAUACAAAUAUAGAGUACAGGUUCGGGUUCAACCGGUUUAUCUACAUCACAAAAGACACAAACAAAAUCUGAUAUUUAUGAUUAAAAUGAUAAAAAAAACCACAAAAUAUUGGCGCAGUAAGAAAA